Molecule: messenger RNA, 2377 nt
Organism: Actinia tenebrosa (Australian red waratah sea anemone)
Lineage: Eukaryota; Metazoa; Cnidaria; Anthozoa; Actiniaria; Actiniidae
Product: neural cell adhesion molecule 2
Biological process (GO): homophilic cell-cell adhesion; dendrite self-avoidance; axon guidance
Cellular component (GO): axon; plasma membrane
Molecular function (GO): cell-cell adhesion mediator activity
Source: RefSeq, a predicted model, not a curated record
GCCACAAUAUUAAACACACAGCAGCCAAAAGCAGACGGACGUCAAUAUAUUUAUUUGGUUCCAAUAUCGUUCACAUAACGACUGAUUUAUAUUCGAGAGAUUUUUAUGAGUUAACUUUACCACACAACGUAAAAUGUAUGCUAUUUUAUUGAGCUGUGUAGCACUGAUUCUACAAUUACUUCCGCCCGUUGAUGGAGCUGUGAGAUUUACUCAUGUUCCACCAUCUAUCUUGUAUGUGCCUAAUGGCGAAACUGCAAAGUUUGUCUGGGAUUACCAUGUCGAUGACCGAGACAGUGAGUUUUUUACAACGUCACCAGAAUGGUUUUACACUAAUAACAUUAACAAGAGUAAAAUUGCUGCUGAAAACUAUGGCUUUGUAAGUGGAAGAUUUGAAUGGACAUGGUCUGUAUCACCAUCGUGUCCAGCGAGACUGAGACAUCGACUCAGCAAGGAAUCUGUUGCCACUCUGGUCAUCUCAAAUGUGAACACGCUAGAUAAUGGAAACUAUUCCUGCAAAUUAGUUUUAAAUGGGGGUCAGAACCCAUUAACAAACGAAACACAGCUAAUAGUAACAGUGCGGCCAAAAUUUAUCAUCAAUCCACCAUCCUCUGUAGUUAUAUCGGAAACAUCGAAUCUAGGUGUAUCUUGUGCAGCAACGGGACAACCAACACCUAACAUAACCUGGAUAAGAUUACGGGAUAGGGCAAUCAUAAGCCGAGGAGUAAGAAGUGCCACAUUGAGCAUACCGACGAUUAGAAGGGAUCAGAAUGGAACUUAUGAAUGCCAAGCUACCAACAACCCAAACGAGCGUCCACUUUCUGCGCGGACUAAUGUUGAUGUUGAGUAUCCUUCAUCCAUCACAACCAGUCCAAAGGACAUUGUUGUUACUAAAGGUGAUCAGAUCGUUAUAACUUGUCGUGCAAGCGGGAACCCUUCACCUUCCAUUUCCUGGUCAAAAGGGAGUGGAACCAUAAGACCAGGACAUACAGCUUCUGGUAAUACUCUAGUAAUCCCUUAUUCUGUCAAGACUGAUGCUGGCAGGUACAUCUGCAAGGCCAGAAAUGUUUACGAAAUGACAAUUCACACAGCAGUGGCUUCGGGAUAUGUUACUGUAAAAUACCAACCAACGAUUUUGUCAAAGUCCCAAAACCAGAUCAUCAACGAGACAGACCUUCUUCGUCUGACAUGUAUAUCUGAUGGAUACCCAGCACCAAACAUCACGUGGACCAAGUCCUCAGGAUCCAUUACAUCCUCCGUCAGUCUUAUAAGCAACGAGUACCAUGUUCAGUCAGCAAAGAGAUCAGACACAGGGACAUACACGUGUACAGCUAGUAACGGGAUAGGAAGAGAAGUAGUGGCCAGUAUACAAGUUACUGUGCAAUUUUGCGCUGUUCAUUCAUUGGUUAUCCUGUUCCUCGUGCCACGUGGUAUAAACCAUCAGGGUCAAAAAUAACUAAGCAAGAUGAUAUAACCUCAAACAAUGAAGAAGGUACAUUUUCAAGUGAGUUGAACAUAACAACCAUYGCUCCAGAAGAUUAUGGAAAAUACAGAUGUUUUGUUACUAAUGUAGUUGGUAGCGAAGAACAUUACAUCACGGUCAAGCAGCUAUUUACUCCAUUCGAACCAGCGCUGCCACACUCCAUAAGUGAUUCCAAAGGCACACAGAUCACCAUAUUCUGGUGUGUUCCUGAUGUUAAAGGUGGAACCCCUGUCAUUGACUACAAAGUGGAGAUCAACACUGACCCACCGAGGGAGUUUAUCAGUAAAAAUACAUUUGCWGAAGUAAAAGAUCUGAAGGAGAAUACACAAUAUACCGUAAAAAUAUAUGCAAGGAAUAAAGCUGGUUAUGGAGAUCCAGUUAAUAGAGUAAUCGUGACACAAAAUCCUGAAAACCAUACUACAUUUAUCGUCGCGUCGUUGGUGACGAUUUUGGUGAUAUCUUUGGUGGCUAACGCAUUGUUUAYAAUCACCUUGAUCAAAACACAAAGAGCAGAAAACAAAUGCAAAUUUACUAAACGCUCUAGGAAUACAUCCUACGAGAAUAAGACAAAUGUAGAAUUGGAAAGCAUCCCAGACAAAGAGACGUUCUGUUCAAAUGAUGCCAACGUCAGACCCGGUAUACAAAGCGAUGCAUCUUGUGAAGCCGUGGUAGACAAUGCUUCUCAUUACCAAUCUCUCAGUUCUGCAACUCGACGUACCGUURAUGAGGCGCGGCCUCCUCAGCUUUAUGAGCCAUUGAUUAAAAAUUCUAAGAAACCUCGGCAAAGCGAAUAUGCGUCAGUCCAGAUUAAUAGCCGUUCGAAUCCCGAGGGUGUGGUUGAAGAAAAAAACCCUAAGGAAAAUGCCACCGUUGCAUAAAAAACGACUGCUCAAAUUA